Radiomyces spectabilis is the source of this 207-nucleotide messenger RNA. Its product is annotated as DNL zinc finger-domain-containing protein. Gene Ontology annotation, cellular component: mitochondrion. The record is from RefSeq and is a predicted model, not a curated record. Gene Ontology annotation, molecular function: zinc ion binding; protein-folding chaperone binding. The annotation marks the transcript as partial. Gene Ontology annotation, biological process: protein import into mitochondrial matrix; protein stabilization; protein folding. Lineage: Eukaryota; Fungi; Mucoromycota; Mucoromycetes; Mucorales; Radiomycetaceae. The transcript has a single exon.
CAGAUGCUCAUUGGGUUCACAUGCAAAGUAUGCGAAGAGCGAUCACACCAUGUCAUGUCCAAAAUCGCAUACACACGUGGCGUCGUCUUGAUUCAAUGUCCCGGUUGCAAAAACCGACACUUGAUUGCCGAUAAUCUAGGCUGGUUCCGUGAUGGCAAAACAACGAUUGAGGAUCUCGUGAAAGAAAAAGGAGAAGGCAUCCGCAAA